AUCAAACUAUGUUAAAAACUGAUAAAACCUGGAAAACUAUUGAAAAUAAGUUAUUAAUUGCAUAUUUAGAUACUAUUGAGUAUUCAUGUGGUUCAUCAUUUUAUAAUGCAGAAAAUUUAUUUGGCUUUCAGAAUGAACAAUCAAUUAAUAAUAAAUCAAAUAAUAAUACUGAAAUAGAAAGUGAUUCUGAAUUAAUAAUUACUAGAUCAGAAUUAAAAAAUAAAAAACGUGUUAGCAAUGAAAUUGAAUUAAGUAAUAGUGAGAAUAAUUCUGAUUAUGAUAAUUCAUUAUUAAAUCAAAAUGAGGAAGACAAUUUGCAAUCAGAUUCAGAAAUUUGGGAAAAUUCAUUUUAUAGAAGUACUGAUAUUAAUAGUGAAUUAGCAGAUAAUAAUGAAAGUGAUGAUUGCAAUAGUUAUGAAUUAGCAAAUAGCAAUGAAAGUGAAGAUGAUAUUAAUGAAUCUGUAGAUAGUGAAGAAA
Messenger RNA from Racocetra fulgida, 477 nucleotides. NCBI's taxonomy places the organism in Eukaryota, Fungi, Glomeromycota, Glomeromycetes, Diversisporales, Gigasporaceae. The record is from the annotation of a GenBank genome assembly.